UUCUAUACCCUCUGACAAGAUCAAAUUAAUUUAUCUUUAAAACAUUUUUCUAACACUCCAAACCAUUUUAUAGGAAAAAUACUAUAUAGAUUUUGGUCACUUAUGUUAAGUUUUGACUGACUGUGACAGCUGCAGUGUGAAGUUUACUACUGGCCAUGGCUCCACAUACAGCUUUUAUGGGGUUGACCAUUGCACGAGAUAGCUCCUUCUAGACAUGCACAGACAGCUGCCACCUUGAAAUUCAUGAGGCACAACACUGGUGAGAGGUGGCAGUGAUGCUCAGCACAGAAGGAAGGCCAUAGAAUAAAGUCAUAGCUGCCAGAAUUUUGUCUUUCUUCUUGAAGGCGUUUGUCAUGAUAGUAUCCCUUUCAGGAAUAAUUUUGUUACAAAAACAAACAUUCAAAUUGCUUAUGCCUAAGAGGAAGUUUUAUUGUCAGGAUACAAGUGUCAUCUCAAAACUCAAGGGAAAGACUGUGGAACCUGACCUUGAAAGGGUCUAAAACAGGGAGUUUUCAGUUAUUAUUUCAACAUUUCUCUCUUGCUCCCACCAUUCAGUCUCCUCUUGUGUCAGUUUCAUUCUUCUUUCUUCUGCAGCCCACUUUCUCCCCACACACAGCCACACUCAGCAGCUCCAGCUCCAGCUCCAGUCUCUGUCCCAGCGUACACUCAUCUUUGAGUUUGUGCACUAACACAAACAGAUGAACAUCUUUAAGAUCCAAUUUCAAAUCCUGGAAUGGAGUCUACUGAAUUCACUUUGAUUCAUAUCUGGCUGUGCACAGGGAGGUGGAAUUAUUUUACAUGUGAGUAUUAGGGACCCAUAUGGAGGUAAUUGGCAGAUACCUUCUAAUUGUUCUACAGAUGUGUUUUGUAAAUACUAAAGUUUUAUAAAGAGAGAAAGGCAGUAAAGCCUGACCUCAUGAGAUGAAAUAAAUGAAGCAUUUGUUUGCUUCUUAGCAAGAUUUAUGUUGCUAUUCAUCACAAAGAAUGUCCUACUUAUAGCCACCUGUGUUAUUGAAUAAACAUGAUUCUCUGGGACCAGAUUGCAAUGAACUAACUAGACCUAUUCUCCCUUUCACUCUCAGGGAGGGAGAAGUAUGAUUUGUGCUAAGGGAAAAUCAAGGACAGAGACCAAAAGGGGUCACUAGAAAAAAAAUGCUCAAUCUUGUCUUUGCUCUAGUUUUUAAGUUAAAGCAUCAAGAAGAACCCCUUAGAUUUUUAUAUGACUCAGCCUGCUGUUGCUAGAUUUAAGGCUAAAACUCAUUUAGGAAUAAAGAAUGUGGCUCUGUCUAGUGUUCUCUAUCUUUCUAUGGCAAAUCACUUUGGUAGUCUAGUCUGUAUUCUAUCACUGAGGCUCCUGACCACAUACAACACCAUUAACAAAUAUGAGUAAUAUUUCCCUAACAUUCUUAAUAUAGUGAUAUCAAAUACAGUUAAAGAAUAGGGUCUUCUGGUUAACUGAACAAUCUAACUAAUAAGAAAUAUUAUAUAUAGAACAGAUCUUUUUGAAUAAAUUAUUGUAGACCUCAGUUACUUUUAAACUCUGCUCCAAGGGGCCAUAGAAGCAAUUGAGAGAGGCUGCUUUUUGGCUGUACCCUACAUUAAUUUCUUCUUUCAUCUGUUCUACAUAUAGGGCUUUCAUUUUAUCUUCAUCAAUAUUUUUUACAUAUUUAGAGUCUAUUUCACAAGUUUACCUAAUGGAGUUACAUGUCAAAUAAAAUAAAGAAGGCCCCAUUCUUCUCUUCUUCCCUCCCCCCACAAAAGGUGUCUGUGUCCUAAAUAUGGAGCUUGUUUAGUUUAAAAUGCUGGGUUUAUGCAAGACUUUGUUGAGGCUUCCCUCUUGCAUCUUGGCCACCAAUAUACCAUCUAAACUGAGGAAGACCUGGAAACUUGGGGGCCUCAUGAGCCACAGCCAUGGCUUCAUCGGCAAGCACAGGGAGCACUGGGAGUCUGAAGUUAAUGCUGGUGGCUUGCAUCAUCACAGGAUCAACUUGGACAACUAUCACCCAGGUUACUUUGGGAAAGUUGGUAUGAAGCAUUACCACUUAAAGAGGAUCCAGAGCUUCUGCCCCACCAUUAACCCGGAUAAACUGUGGAUCUUGGUCAGUGAGCAGACAUGGGUAAAUGCUGAAAACAAGACUGGAACCGCUCCCAUCAUUGAUGUGAUGCGAUUGGGUUACUACAAAGUUCUGGGACAGGGAAAGCUCCCAAAGCAUCCUGUCAUUGUGAAGGCCAAAGUCUUCAGUAGAAGAGCUGAGGAGAAGACUAAAAGUGUUGGUGGGGCCUGUGUACUAGCAGCUUGAAGCCACAUGGAAGGGAGUUCAUUAAAUUCUCCCAGUGCUUUUGUGGAAAAAAAAUGCUGGGUUUAUAACUGGGAUAAUUUAUUCCAAAUUAUUCAAAUAACUAUCUUAAUACUCUACUAGUAGACUAUCUUAGAAAAAUACUAGUAGCAAAAAACAUUUAUUAACAUCAAUGGUGAUUUACUUUUCAUGCGGGAGGGUAGAAUUUUUAAGAAUUUUUUAAUGAGUAUCUAGUAUGUUAUAAAUACUGAUUUAUAAACACUCACUGAAAGUCAGUGGAGUUUCUAAUUUAUUUUCAUUAAAUGUCAAGUAUAUUCAAUAAGAGAGUUGACAUUACAAAUGAUGAAUUUGACUUCUAUCUUGCCUAACUGUGUUUAAUUUAUUGUGUUGAAAUCUGUGUUCAGGGCACCCAUUAUGGAGAAGCAGUGCAUUUGCUAAUUAAAGUGGGUAAAGUUAACAUGAAAUUAAUUCAUCACUUACAUUGAGAAGGAAGAGGGCUCUUCUUCUCACUGAUGCUAAAUAAAGUGAGAACCUAUUGAACUUCAUCACUUUAUAUUCUUUGCUCUGGCAUCUGCCUUUCUGGCCUCUGAUUUAAUGAUGACAGAAUGGUGGUGGUGGUUGGCGGGGGGGGGACCAAUGGUUGAGUGUCUUACUUGUGAUUACUCAAACAUGUCAAGUAAGAGAUAUGAGCGUUUCAGUGAAACACAAAAUAACAGGAGGAAAGAUUCACCGGAAAAUAAUUUGUCAAGUGAAAAACAAGUCAUGAGAAAGCAAAGAGAGUGAUGUGAAAUAGUUAGAGAGACAAUGUUGAUAAACCUAAGGCUCAGGAUGAAAACUUUACAAUUAACAUCAAUGAUAAUGUAAUUUAUAAUUACUUAAUAUUCUAAUUGCUAUAAUAGUUUUCAAUAAAAAUGGAAAAAAGGUCAACUUCCUCCCAGAAAAAUGUGAUACUACUUAAGGUAAAUAUUGGGAUAUUUAAUAUUCUUACCUGCUAAACACCAGGAUAGUUUAAAUGUCAGAACCAUUUAUUUAUAAAAAAUUUUAAAUCAAUGUUGCCUAUGAUUAACACUUGAAAGAUAAAUUGGUAUUGCAAGUUAUCUACUUUUACCUUUUUUCCAAAAAUUAUAUAAAUGAAGCAAUAUUUUAUUUAAUAAUAGAUUGCCAAAAUAAAUAAAUACAAUAAAUGUAGCUAAAAAAGAAGACAAGUUAAUUUUUUAUCAAUUAAUUUUUUUUACAUAUCAAACAUAAAUUAUGCUUUGAAAGACUAUAGAACUACUUUAACCUACUCAAAAUCGACUCCAAUCUGAUGCUGAGAAUAUGUGAUAUGUUUGUUGGAGCUUAAGUCAGUCUACUAGAUGAUGUCCAUAAGCAAACAGCAAAUACUAUGUAUGACUAUGGUGACAGCUGUGUUUGCAACUCUAUAUUCUCACAUAUAUAAAUAUAAAUGCAUAUACACACAUACAAAGAACAUAUUUAAUAUAAUAGACUGUAAGCAUCUGGAAAGUAUAUUCGGAGUUAUAAGCAAUGAGUGACUGCAAGGAUAGUCUACUACUUUUCCAGACUCAAGAAAUACUGUUUUGAUUUCUUCAGUCCCCAAAAUUCAAUGAUUAUUGAUUAGACAGAUUAAUGGACUCACAUUUUUAUCAGCAAGGAGUCUGAGCCAUUGUAAUAACUAUGUAAGUGGACCUGAAAUGGUAGACACACAAAGCAGUUAGUUAUUAGACCAUUUUAAACACAGCUCCACCUCUGAGGAAGGGGAGAGAGGACAGUGAGACAUCAGAAAUGACUAGAGAAGUUAAAGAAGAGGAGUAGAGGAGAUGCUCCUUUGGUUGCAUGUAAGAGUUCUCUUCUGCCUUAAGGCAGGAUUAUCUACAUAAACAUUUGCUCCCACAGUCUCAGCCGUGGGGAAAAAAGUAUUUUGCUGUGGACAGCAACAGCAGAAAUUUCAGCAGAACUAGAGGAGAGAAGAACAUAAUUGCUCAGUUCCAUAGAUUGCACUGUCUACAGGACUGCAAACAGAAACCCAACAGCCAAUGGCAGGCUGACAACUCAGCCUACAUCAUCUUCGAAUUUAUACACGGAGGUUGAGACUUCUCUACAGUGUGUGUGUUCAGGAAACAGACCAGCAGAGAGGCAGAAGAAGAGCAGGAAAAUAUCAGACAGGCAGCUCUGGACCAGAACCAAGGCAAAGAUGACUGAUUCCCUCCACUACAAAUGGCAAUUGCAUCAACAUCAGCAGGAAGAGGGUUACAGCUCCAGGGGAGCUAUAUAUUUUGUAUUUUGCGAGAGAGUGGACCCUUGGUGUUCCUCAGCCACCCCAUCCCUGGAUCAUCCAAGAUCCCCAAAUUAGUGGAUAACAUUCCAGUCUAUAAUAGCUGUUCUGACCACCAGUCCCACAACAGGAACUUUACUUUCUGGCAAAGAGCAAUUAUUUUCCCAAUCUCUUUCUGUUCUCUUUCCUGCAUUUCUUUUUAAAGCAAUUGUUAUUAUUUCACAGAGAAGCAUGGAGUUACUAUGCAAUUAACUAUGAGAACAAGGUUUUCCUAAAAAGUAGAUUUGGGUGGUCAGUAGAUACUCUUACUAGUAAACCCUUAUGGGUUUACUGCUACUUAUCCCUCUAAUAAAAUUAUACAUUUCAAGCCAGAAAAAGAAUUGUAAAAACAAUUGCAAGUGAUGGACCUUCAGAGUCACAUUCAAAAUAUCAAGGAUCUACUGUAUACAUUUUUGCUUCAGUAAAAGAUUAAUUAAACUAUAUAUUAUUCAUUUUUCAGCAUGUUUAGUUCUUUUCAGUGAAUCCACUGAUUAACUGUAUAAACUAGAGACAAAAGUAUCAUUAUGGAGAGACACCAGCAACUUAAAGUUAGCUGAGAAAACCCACAUUUUGAGCCCCAGAGUUAAAUCCAGAAAGCAUGACUUGCUUCAGAACCAUGCCUUGCUGGGAUCUGAUAUGGCUUCUGUGGGCCACAAGUUUCUUUCUCAAGUGUCAUCUUACUAUGUGUUUGUAGUAAAGAGGGCAAAGUAUUAUUUACCCAGUGUGAUUAUAUAGUUGCUAAGUACACAAUAUUGCCAAAUGCAUUUUUUAUGCAUUU
This is a messenger RNA of Phyllostomus discolor (pale spear-nosed bat), 5386 nucleotides long. Its product is annotated as 60S ribosomal protein L27a-like. Gene Ontology annotation, cellular component: cytosolic large ribosomal subunit. Gene Ontology annotation, molecular function: structural constituent of ribosome. The record is from RefSeq and is a predicted model, not a curated record. NCBI's taxonomy places the organism in Eukaryota, Metazoa, Chordata, Mammalia, Chiroptera, Phyllostomidae.